UAUAACACCAUGUUAAUAUAAAUGUAGGUCAAACGUCGUAAGUUCGAAUGUUUUAGAAGAAAUAUAAAUAGCAUUGACAUUGUUUGCGUAGAUACGACGGCGCAAUUAACUUUCUUUUUAUUCUUCUGUGAUUACAGGUAACACAGAACCGUCAAGUACGAAGAGAUCGGACAUAGCUGUAUGUUUAUCUAAUGUUGAUAUCUAAACAAUAGAGAAAAAUUGGUAUGGAAAGUUUCCAAGGACUUUCCGAUCGUGUGAGGAGAGUUUUCUCAGAGACAGUUCAGCUGGGACUACAGCCUACAGUAAAGGAUUAUGAUGUCCCACAACUGUUAAGGGAACCAGGCGUUAUCAGGGGUUACAGAAAAACUCAUCAACCAUUCCGGUAUUAUCUCAUCAGUCUUUUUCAAAUUCACAAUGAAACUGUCAACGUUUGGACACAUAUUGUUGGUUUCUUUGUCAUUUGGUUCACAAUGGCAGAUUAUUACGAAAAACUUGAUUUCUGGAAUAAUAAACAUUCAUGGGCUAUGUUAGUUCUAGGAUGUUGUGUUCUAAUCGCUUGCUUUGUCAGUUCUUGUGUUCAUCUUUUGCAUUCCAAGUCAGAAAUUUGGCAUUAUAACGCAUUUAUGAUUGACUAUAUCGGUGCUGCAUUAUAUGCGUACGGAACAGGUGUCAUGGCCUUUUACAUAUGCUCAGACAGAGAGACAUACUAUGCUAUUGAAAAAUAUUACUUUCCAAUUUUAUGGUUUUAUUCAUUAUUCAAUUACGCUGCUAUGUGCUUCGCCAAGGUUUACUACGGUUGUGAUACCCACAACAGGAAUAGGAAAUUGAUAAUGGUGACUGCAAUGGCUGGCCAUGCGAUAAUGCUAACGAUACCAAUGGGACCAAGAUACAUUAACUGCUAUAUGGAUGAGACAUGUAGUCUUUCAUCUUUAAAACACCUUACACGUUGUUAUAUUCUCUUUGCACUUCAAGCCUUUUUCUUUGCCAGUCAUCUUCCAGAGGUUUUGAGCCCAGGAAAAUUCGAUAUUCUUGGACAAGGACACCAGAUAUUCCACGUGCUUUCGACCAUUUGCCAAUGCGCACAAUUCAACGGAAUAUACCACGAAAUACACACAGGUCACGCCGCUCACGGUGAUCCUGAUCUUCCACACUUGAUAUUUUCUACAAUUAUGUUGAUAAUUGUUCAGAUUGUUGUGAUGCAGUUUAUGCGAAAAAUGAUUCCAGUCAAAUCGACUAAAUCCAGCUAGAUUAGUAUUUCGUCGGUGGUGCUAGAUUAAUUGUCAACAGCUUCCAGAACAACUGUUUUACUUCAUCGCAUUGUAGAAAUGUGUUUCACGAGCAAGACUGUAGAAACCUAAGGUUGUUUUUAUUCGCUUCCUUGUGUUUCAAUUUAUAUUUUUAGACGGGGUUUAAUAUAUCUUUGCUUAGUUGAGUAAGUUCAAUUGAAAUGGGAAACAAAAAAUGAGACAAAAGAUGUAAGCCUGAUAGCUUAUGGUGAAUAACAAAUUGUUUUAAAGUUAGCUUUCUUUUCCUAUCUAUAUUUUUGUUUAUAUCGGGUUGUAUGACCGUCGGCAGUAUUCGGAAGUAACCACGGUGGUUAUUUGGGUGGCUUCUAGAAUAAAAUAUAAUGUACGAAAUGCUUGUAGAUAUUAUCGAAUCUAUGCAUCGUAAAUUGUUUUAAGAAUUAUACGUUUUAGUAUGUUGUAAAUCAAUUACGAGUAUUUGAGUCAAAUCGGUGAACAUGAAAUUGACAGUUAAUGGACCUUUGUAAGUUUGAUCAAGAUUUUUUUCUUCAUGUUUUUGCGCAAUUGUUAAUAAAAAAUGUACAGGAAAAAAACUAUGUUUAUUAUGUAC
Molecule: messenger RNA, 1854 nt
Organism: Mytilus trossulus (common blue mussel)
Lineage: Eukaryota; Metazoa; Mollusca; Bivalvia; Mytilida; Mytilidae
Product: membrane progestin receptor alpha-like
Exons: 3
Coding region: 225-1247 (340 amino acids)
Cellular component (GO): membrane
Molecular function (GO): signaling receptor activity
Source: RefSeq, a predicted model, not a curated record